CUUCCUUUCUCUUCUCUUAUCUUCUUUAAUAAAAAAUCACAAAAAAACUCUCAUCUCCUUUUCUUUUAUUACUCUCCUAAGUCUCCGACUCCUACUCCGAGAACUCUCUCCAUCUCUCUCUCUCUCUUGUCAUAACAAAUGAUAGAUUUAGAGUUCAGAGAUUACAACACUGACAGAUCUCUCUCUCCUUUUCUUCUUCCUUUGAUUUGAUUCAUAAGAGAGAGAGUGAGUUUGAGCUAUGCAGUUUUAAGGCGGUGUUGUUUUUUUGACUUUUUGAGUUUAGGGUUUGGAAAAAAAAUGGAAGGCGGCCCCGGGCAUCGGUUAUCGGCGCCGUGCUGGGGCAGAAGGGUAAUAGCGAAUAACAAGAAGAGAGUGAGAGGAGGAGACGGGUGCAUAAACAGCGUUAAGAAACUUCACCGCCGCGAGAUUUCUUCGAACCGCAAUCGCGCUUUUUCCAUCACCAAUGCUCAGGAGAGAUUCCGCAACAUGCGUUUGAUGGAAGAGUAUGACACUCACGAUCCGAAGGGUCACAAUUCCCCAGUUUUGCCUUUCUUGAUGAAGAGAGCCAAAGUCAUUGAGAUUGUUGCUGCCCGUGACAUUGUCUUCGCUUUAGCCCAUUCUGGCGUCUGUGCUGCUUUCAGUAGAGAGACAAACCAAAGGAUAUGUUUUUUGAAUGUGUGUCAUGAUGAAGUCAUUCGGAGUUUGUUUUAUAAUAAGAACAAUGACUCCCUUAUUACUGUCUCUGUUUACGCUUCUGACAACUUCAGUUCUUUGAAAUGUAGAUCCACAAGGAUUGAAUACAUUCGGAGGGGAAAGCCGGAUGCGGGUUUUCCUCUUUUUGAGUCUGAGUCUUUAAAGUGGCCUGGGUUUGUAGAGUUUGAUGAUGUUAAUGGAAAGGUGCUAACCUACUCUGCACAAGAUAGUAUAUACAAGGUGUUUGACCUGAAAAACUAUACAAUGCUUUACUCUAUUUCGGAUAAACAUGUGCAAGAAAUCAAGAUCAGUCCUGGAAUCAUGUUAUUGAUUUUCAAUAGAGCUAGCAGUCAUGUUCCUCUUAAGAUUCUAUCAAUAGAAGAUGGCACAGUUCUCAAAUCAUUCAAUCAUCUACUUCAUCGAAACAAGAAGGUGGACUUCAUUGAACAAUUCAAUGAAAAGCUUCUUGUCAAGCAAGAAAAUGAAAAUCUUCAGAUUCUCGAUGUUCGAAAUGCCGAGCUGAUGGAAGUUAGCAGAGCUGAGUUCAUGACUCCGUCUGCAUUUAUCUUUCUUUAUGAGAACCAGUUAUUCCUGACAUUCAGAGAUCGAACUGUUGCUGUUUGGAACUUUCGUGGGGAGCUUGUGACUUCAUUUGAGGAUCACCUUUUAUGGCAUCCAGACUGCAACACAAAUAACAUAUAUAUUACAAGUGACCAGGAUCUUAUUAUAUCUUACUGCAAGGCUGAUUCUGAUGAACAAUGGAUGGAAGGAAAUGCUGGGUCUAUCAAUAUCAGCAACAUCUUGACUGGGAAGUGCCUAGCUAAAAUAAAUGCCACCAACGGCAUUCCCAAGGGUGAUGAGUGUAGCACCAGUGCUGGCAGCUCAAAGAAGCAGGAUUACUCCAAAGUGAGAAGCACAGUUGCAGAGGCUUUGGAAGACAUUACUGCCCUUUUCUAUGAUGAAGAACGGAAUGAGAUAUAUACUGGUAACAGGCAUGGUCUGGUUCAUGUGUGGUCUAACUGAAAAUAGAUUGUUCUUUAGUUUGCCAUGGGCACUAAGACUGUCGUCAGAGUAUUGGCUUUUCUUUUGGCUAGCCCUGUUGCAUAUAUCAUGAUGGGAUAGCUUCAGUGCACUCAAUGGUUUUUCAUGAGGCUUUCAGAGUGAUCUUGGAUUGUAUCAUUUGUUGAUCUGUGUAAUUCUUAUGUAAUUUUGUAGAUUUGCUUUUAGGGAAUUAUAGGCUGCCUGAUUGAGAUGCAAGGAUGACAUGCCUUUAGAAAUCUAGCAAAUUAUGUGCGAAUCUCUCUCUCUCUCUGAGUUAGAUCCCAACAAGUCUGAUUUUCUGUGUACUUUUUAAUGAACAAUUAAACAGAAUGAGUUUAUAUCACUAUUACCAGGAGUGCAAAUAUAGUAGUAGCAGGACUAGGAUGGUAUUACUGUGCUACCUUCUCCUAUGAGAGAUUAUCUUUUAAGUUUCACAA
Molecule: messenger RNA, 2171 nt
Organism: Quercus lobata
Lineage: Eukaryota; Viridiplantae; Streptophyta; Magnoliopsida; Fagales; Fagaceae
Exons: 7
Coding region: 298-1716 (472 amino acids)
Molecular function (GO): protein binding
Source: RefSeq, a predicted model, not a curated record